This is a messenger RNA of Osmia lignaria (orchard mason bee), 12220 nucleotides long. Its product is annotated as luciferin sulfotransferase-like. Gene Ontology annotation, molecular function: sulfotransferase activity. NCBI's taxonomy places the organism in Eukaryota, Metazoa, Arthropoda, Insecta, Hymenoptera, Megachilidae. The record is from RefSeq and is a predicted model, not a curated record.
AGAAAACCUUUUUUCUAUCUCUUAAAAAGUAAAGCGACGUUUCAUCGAGAUAAGACGAGAUACAUAGGAAGUGUUUGGUCAAGGCCGAUCCUGAGAUCCGAAAAAGGGCCCCUUCGCAUUUAUGACAUAAAAAAAAAAAUAUACAGGAUGGAACUUGAAUCUCCAAAAUAUGAAUUUUUGAAUGAGGAAGACACGAAGAAAAUGCUGAGAUUAUUUAAAGGCGAAAGAACAGGUUGGGUGCUAGUAGGAUCUAAAAAGUGGUUCUUUCCGUAUAGAUAUACGGAACAAGGUAAAGGUUUUUAUAACUUUAAGGCACGAUCAGAUGAUACUUGGGUUCUAUCUUAUCCAAGGUCCGGUACAACAUGGACUCAAGAAUUAGUUUGGCUAUUGUCAAACGAUUUAGAUUUCGAAAGGGCACAGAAAGAACUUCUGGCAGAACGAUUUCCGUUUCUUGAAUUUAGUUUGUUCAAUCAUCCAGAAGUGACGCUCGAAUUUUUAAAAAUAAACAAGGGCGAUAAAGAUAAAGAAGAAUUAUGUAGAAAAAUUGCGGAGCCAGGGUACGAAGUCUUAGCGAGAAUACCUUCUAAGAGAUUCAUUAAAUCACAUUUUCCAUUUAGUUUGUUACCUGGUAUUUUGGAUACUGGUUGUAAGGUAAUAUAUAUUGCACGAAAUCCAAAAGACGUUGCUGUCUCUUGGUAUCAUUUAAACAAAGCAAUUAAAACUCAAGGGUAUACAGGUGAUUUUGCAACAUUUUGGGAUUAUUUUCAAAAUAAUCUUACACCAUGGAGUCCCUAUUGGGAACAUUUAAAGGAAGCAUGGGGAUAUAAAAAUCAUCCAAAUCUUUUAUUCAUGUUCUAUGAAGAAAUGCAACAUGAUUUUCCAAAGGCAAUUAAAAAAGUUGCUAUGUUCCUUGGAAAAAUCUAUAGCGAGGAACAAAUAAAAGAAGUUGCAAAUUAUUUAAAUAUUAAAAACUUUCGGAAUAACCCAAUGGUGAAUUCAUCUGAGUUAAAAGAAUGUGGUAUUAUAACUGCUGGAACAUUUGUUAGGACUGGUCAAAGUGGUAACUGGAGGGAUAUGUUUACCCCUGAACUUGAUGCUAAGGCCAACAAAUGGAUAGAAGAAAAUCUUAGAGAAACUGAUUUCACCUUUCCAUAUUUUAACAACAUUAAUGACUAUCAAUGUAGAUAUAAUUCAGAUGUAAGACAAAUGGUUACCCCUCUUCAUCGAUUUCAAAAUCUGAAUGCUAUGGAAAAUGCAGCUGGUCCUAGUAAUUUAAAUAGUUGCAGAGUGAUAAGAACUUCGUUAAGAACUAAUAAUGAUACCCGAAACAAUUUUCCGGUUGACUCUACUCAACGUACCCAGCUAAACAACAUCUCCAAUAAUGUAACAACUGCUGGAAAUAAUCAAUUAAUAUUGUCAAAUACUGCUACAAGUGGAACGAAUAGAAGUCUUUUGGAUUUUUCUGAAUUUAAUGAUGCAGAACUAGCAAGUUACAGAUUAAGAUGCGGUGUUUGGAUAACAUUUGUAUUUGCAACUGGAUUCGUUGCCGCAGCAAAAUUUUACUUCGGUGAUCAAGGUCAAGGCAUAGAAGUUUUUGUAUUUUGGGGUCUGCUAACAUUAUUAUUAUUGUUCGCAUGUUUGUAUUCGAUUCUAUGCCGCCGAAAUCACCGGAGUAAUCAUCAAGAACACCACGUUCAAGAGGACCACAUUGCGUCUGUAACUGCUACAAAUACAAUGUCCAAUGAAAACGCUAGACCUAUUUCUGUAAUAAGGCAAAAUCCACCACCACCCUAUCAUAUUGCUAUUUUGAUUCCACCGCAUAAUUCAUCGGACGAAGCUCCACCGCCGUCUUAUGAUAAAGUUAUGCGAUGACUUAACAUCGUUAAAUUGACAUAAGAUUGUAUAGAAUGCUAUCACUAUUUUUUCAUACAUUACAUUUUUUAAGGAAUGAAACACUCAUCAGUGAUAUCAUCAAAGUGUGUUAUUAAACAUAAAUAUUUCAUCAUCGAGCUUUUAAUUUAUGCAAUUGAAGGAAAAAUGAAAACCAUCACGAUUUUUCUAGGAUAGGUAAACUUUACAUCUGUGAUAUAAAUAGUGAAGUAAUCUGAAGAUAUCAUUCUUUAUAGCAUUUGUGAACUAAAAGAAGCAUAAGAAGAUUAAUGCCCGAAUAAAAGAUAAACACAAUAUCUACGAAACUUAAGGUAUUUUUUGAAUUCCAAAAAGGUACGUGUUUUUCGUUCACAUACUUAAAUAAAUACUUGUGAUUUAUUUCAUUAGAAAAUAAUACAUUCUUUAAAAAAGUAACUGUCGUUUCACAUGUGAAAAGCUGUACAUUGUGAACAAAGAAGGAAGUAAAAUAUAUAAUUUAAAUUUAUAUUAAUAUAUUUAUUUCUUAAAAAAAGAAAAUGAAAUUUAGAGUCACAUUUAACGCAUAAAUUGUUCUUCCUACAAUCCAUAAAAUGUAAAAUGCUUCAACACACACUAAUUCUACUAUGUAAGAUUAAAUAAAAACAUAGGCUAAGUAUUGUAUAUGUUUUAUAAUACUUACUUAUACACGUGUAUAUAAUUUAAGUAAGUGCAUACACGCGAUGCGUACAUACAUAGAUUUUGACUAUAGUAUAAAUUCAACUAAUAAAUAUAUAUGUGAUUUUAUGUUUUCUGUGUGUGUUUUAAUAUUAAAAUUGCAUACAUUAUGUAAAUUAUAGUUUGCAAAGAAAUUUUGCUUUGUAUUUGAAACAAAUUUUUACAAUACAUUAUUACAUAGAAUAUUGUAUUUAGUACUUAUAACUAUUAACGAUUUUCAAGCUAUAUUUUUGUACACCAAAAAUGUAGCUUGAAAUAAAGAAUCAUUCGGUUUGUUAUUUUGUUCCCUUUUUACAUUCUUUUUUAUACCAAAUUUAUUACAAACCUCUAGGCAAUAUUACAAUUGUUUAAUUAAACAUAGGCGCUUGUUCUGUAUGCACAGCAUGAAUAAGUACACAUUACUUUAUUACGAAAAUAAUCGUACACAUUGAAACGACACGCUUUCUCAUAAACUAACAAUCAAAAUUAUAUAAUUGCAUCAUCAAUUUUAAAGAAUGUUACAUUCCCUAGAUCACUAUAUUUAUUUAUUUUGUACAAAUUUAAACCAUGAGGGAAACUUUCAAAGAAGUUAAUAAAUUAAUAUUAAAUUAAUUUUUUUAAAAAGAAUUACAGUUAGAUGUCAUGCAUAUUUCACUUUACAUACAAAUAUUGUAAACUACAUUUAAAAAGCGAAGUAAAUAAAAAAAGAAUUACGAUUUUACGACUGUAAUGAAAAUGUUCUAGAAACUCUAAUAGAAAGUUGCCAAUUUUGGAACUGGACGGAAAAGAAAAGUUUCAAAAUAGGUCAUUCUCUACUAUUGUUCUUUUUUACCAUCUUCUUAAAAUAACUUAUGAUAAUUAUAUAUUACUAACAUUUGUUUUUUAAUAUUAUGAAUAUAAUAUUUUAUAUCAGAAUAGUAUAGAAAUUUCAGUGCAAGUUACUAAUAAUAUUUCACUGUGUUUAAACUCUUUGGAUUUCAAAUAACUUUACGUCAGUAUCAUACCAAAUUGGGGGUUCGACGUUCCUCAAGUAUAUAACACCCCACAUGUACGUUCUAAACCAAGCAGUUGUUCCUGCAUUGGGUUGAUAUCUCCUGAUAAGAAUAGGAUGUGGUACGGGUAGUAAACCAACUAAUGUACCGUGUUGUAAAAAUUUCAAUAUUUCACUUUCAUCUGUCAGACCCCUAUGAAAAAAUAUGAAUGAAUCGUACAAUUUGAAAAAUUGAUACAAUAAAUUAUACUCACUUAUCGAUACAUAUUUUUUCAACUUGAGGUACGAGAACUUGAAGUAAACGCAUAAUAGUUUGUAACGGAAGUUUACUCUUCCACUGAUACACCCACUCACUAGAAGGAACCCACUGAUUUAUAUUGUUAGAAGAAUUUGUGUGUUCCGCAACUCUGAUACCUCCUUUCUAUUUAAUGAAUAAAAAAUAAUGGAUGAACAAUUUAUAAAUAUUAGACAAUAUAAUAAAUUAUUAAUAUCGUUAUGUUCUUACAGGUAUAACAGAGCUUUUAGCAGAGUUCAUUAAUUCUUCUGUACCAGUCCCAUUAUUUUGGUGAUUAGAUUUUCCUACAUCCACAUUCACUGAAGGACUUAAUGGAUGCGCAGAUUCUUUCUCAGUCAUUUUCUCAAUACCUAAAAACAAAUACGAACAGAUAACAAUGCGUUUAUGUAAUCAGAUAUAUAAUCAGAUAUUAUAAAUUUACCUGGAGUCUCUAAUAGGGAUGCUUUUAAAGUUCCAGGUUCAGCUGGCUGUGCAGGAUGCGAACCUUCCAUUGCAGCUUCGCUAACAUUUUCAUUAGAUGUACUAGCAGGUACGUGACGACGUUGUCGUUUACUCAGGGAUUUUGCAAUUGUAUUGCAGUCACUUGGUAAAUUUGCUAAUGCAUGGAACACUUGUCGUUUACGUAUAAUAGUAUAAACCAGAUUACUGUUUCCAUCAAAUUGAUACUGGGGCCGAGAAUAAAAACCAUGGUGUACUAAAUGCUUCGAGUAAAUGCAAUAAUUUAGUACUAGCCACCAUUGAUAAUGUUUUAAGAUAUGGAGAAACGUUGACUAGAAUCGUUAGUAAACAGUCAAAUAGCGGCUGUAGUCUUUGGUGUCCAGUUGUAAUUAUCUUGUGGAAAACGUAUCGUGAAAGCUUACACUGAUCUGCUCGUGAGUCAUUCAGAUGAUACAGUAUGGGUACCAACACCUCGAGAACGUCGGAACUUUUUAAUACAUAAUAUAAGAAUUUCUUAUUGUAAUCACACAUUUUCCAAAAGAACACCAAUAACUCUUGGUGAAAGUGUACUUUUUUCGUUGAGUUUGGUACAAAAUUUACCUUCAUCUCGAUGGAUACGACUAAGAUAAUUAAUAAAUAAAUUAUCUCCAACAACUCCUUCUUCUAACGGAGUACCACCACUGGUAUCAUGAUCCAAUGUUACUAUGAGAAUUUGUAACGAAACAUCAACUAGUGGUUCCAAGGAGUCAGUAAAUAAUAAAUGAUUGUAUGGUACUCCAAGCCCGACAGGAUCAUACGCACAUACUGUAUUCAACAAUGAUGUGAACAUAGGCAAAGCAUAACUGGUUAAAUAUUGGAUCCAUCUAUUUGGUGUAACUGAAAGAUCCAUUGGAGGGUUGUACAUGGUUUCACUGAAGCAUGUAAGUAACAGCUUCAAUAAUUCUGUUCUAUUUGAAUCUAGAAUUGGGUAUCUAGGAGGUGAAUGCGCAAAUCCUACACCAGCUUCCCAAAUAUAUUCACAGCUAUCUAUAGACUGUAAUUCUUCUGCCUUAUCCUAGCUACUGUAAAAUCAGGGCAGAACAACAAAUCCUAAAAUAAAAAUUUGAGUUUAAAACAACUUGUUUUUGUCUCCUGUUAAUUUUAAAAAGUAUAUCAAUGCUCACACAAAGUGCAUUGAGUAGAGAAUGGGCCAAGGGGAUACUUUCUUCAUCUUCUUUACCAGGUAAACUGGACCAAAAGAAUCCCUUCCAAUCAGGAUCUUCAAAAAUGUAAGGUAACAGUCUUGUCAAUAAGCGGCAACAAUUUAAAACUGUUUGUUGUUCUCUCUGUGUUCUACAGCUAUUAUCAACUGCUUUCACUAGUUUUUCCACAGCUUUAUAACAUAAUGUAGCUAAAUUGGAAGGUGCUUCUUCUCUUAAUAUACGAAUUUCUUGUGCAGGGACUAGAGUAAAUAUGUCUUGCACAUUAGUAACGUUUUCAGACCAAAAUUGGUCCCAGAAUGUGUCAUCUGAAGCAUCAAUCACCUACAAUUAAAAAAGAAUGAGGUGUAUUUUUUUAACUUAAAUUAUAUGUGGUCAGUGAAGGAUAGGAUUCAAUGAACUUUAUACUGAAGGAAGUAUUAUUAUUUAUCCAAAUAAAAAGACGAGAUCAAUUAACAAUUAACGAUUUGUAUAUAUCUUGUUGCACUGAAACGUCAAACAGCUUGAUGCAUCAUAAGCAGGAUUUUGCUUCAAUAUGUCUACUGCUUUUGUAGAAAAAUCACAGCAGUAUACAAAUAAACUUGGAUCUCUGUUAUACAAAAGUAUUGGAAACACUGUAUUGCCUACACCACAGCCAAUUUCUAAAAUUUUAUGUCCAGUUUUACUAGGUAAAUCAAGGAUUCUAAUAUGAGUUUCUUUAUCAUCUUCAUUCUUGCUUUCAUUUACAGAUCUCAAAGAUUGUUUUAAAUUUUCUUUUACAGUAUCAACUGCUAGCUCUGGAAAUUCUGUAAACAACCAAUGUCUGUCUUUGAAAAAUCUGCAAUGUUAUAAAUCAUCGUAGAUACAAUAGGACUUGCAGAUCAACGACCUAGGAGACAGAUAUAGGUUGAGGGCGCAUGGUAUGCGGAAACAGGAUGGGUGUGACGCAGAGGGUGCAGGUUGAGGGUGGUAUAUUGCGUCAUUGGGUGAUUGGAAACACGAGGAUAAAAUCGUUGUACAAGAUUGUCCAGUAUAGAAGAGGAAGAUAAUGAAGAGCUAAUUCAUAGGCUACGUUUAUUUAAAUGAUAAAGAUCAAUACAUGGUUACAAUCUGAAUAUACUGAUGCUGAAUAUGAGUAACCUUUUAAUAUCUUCACUACAAAUAAUCAGUUGGAGAUUCGUCCCUCAUAGAACACUUGUUUUUUAUAAAAUAAACGAUCUCCAAUUUCAUGAGCAGAUCAGGAGAGAAAGGAGGAAGUAUAAGAUUAACUGUAACCGUUUAAGAAGAACAUUUUAUUGCCUUAAAGAUAUUAAAUACAUGAGUCCCUUUCCACGAGAAUACGUUGCUAAGGGCUACAAGUUUCUUCUUCCGUUACUGCACGGUGCUUCAUGGCUCAUCGUGGGUGGCUACCGUGAUGUCCUAAUCCCACCAAGUCCCUAGGGGUGAGAUCGAUACAUCCAUUUCUCUUUCCCUUAUGUUUUUACCGGGUACUUGCUGAAGGAUUUGCAGAAAAUGAAAGGGGUUGCGCAGACAGAGCGGUAGGAAAGCAUGUGCACAGGACAUCAAGGAACAAAAGGACGAAGACAAAGAUCAGAACUUAGGGAGAGAAGAGGAGGAAUAUUUUUUUUACAUAGAACUUCUCAUGCAUUACUUGGGUGAAUCUUAUUUAUUAAAAUAAGGACGUCCGAUUAUUCCGUAUCUUCAAAGAUUGAUUUUAAUAAAUUCCUCAUCAUUUUUAGAUCCCAAAGGUAAGGGAAGGCACAAGUAGGGCACUGUUGGACGCGGCAUUAAAGUGAAAAAACGAAAGGAAAGGGAUGAAAGUCAUCGAGUUCCCUCUUCCUGUAUCUACCAUCCUCAAGCUUGCACGGUCGCGUUCGAUAAAUUUAAUGCGCGCACCAAACUCGAAAGCGCCUAUUGGCGUCGAGAAAUUUGCAGGGAACGAAGGGUCUCCACGUUGACGGGACAAGAAUGAGAGAAACAUACAUAGAUAGAGAGUGGAAAGGGAUACGGAGGAAGAGGACGCGAGAGGAGGCUGUGAGAAAGAGGGAGGCAAAGAAAGAAGGCGACAGAAAAAGAUAAAAAUUGAAGGGAUGGGAUGAGACAGAAGGGUGAUGCAGUGAUGGAGAGAGAGAGAGAGAGAGAGAAAGGGAGAGAGAGAAGGAGAGAUUGAACGCACGGAGAAAUAGGGAAAAAGGGGGGAAAAGAGAGGGAGAAGGAAGAGAGUAGAGAACUGUGCGCGCCGCAACGCUACGGGGUGGUUGCCCUCGUCUGCGCUUUGUGGGAAAUGCCCGCUCAAUAACGCGUAGGUCCUCGUCUGCCCCUUCUCACCCUCGGAGGCAUCGUAGCAAGGGCCACUGCCCCAAAAGGCACGGCCACCCGUCGAACAACCCUUAUCCUACGCUCCCUCCUACCCAUAAGACACUCCUUGAAAUCCUCCUUCUAUACUGGUCGUCUCAUACAUCUGAAAAGAUCGAAUCUUGUCCUUACACCUCGUCGUCUCUCUGAAGACAUACCCCUGUUCCAACUCGAUGGACAUGGCCGCACAUGGAUUGAUUAAUAAUGAAAUUCAAAGAUUUCAAUUGAAACAUCCAUGUAAGAUGUUUCUUUCAGACAGCAUACCCCUCUCCUUUUAUUUUCCUUUUACGUUGAGUAGACUAAAGGAAUAUUCAAUUGUAAUUUAAUGCUUCAAGUUUCAGAGGUAAAGCGUGAAUCAGCCAAUUUGUCUGCGAGGAUGAAACCUUACGAAAGCAUCGCGCUUUGCAUUCUAGCUUUUGGAGGAAAGUGGUCGAUAUCUGCCCAGUAUACCGAGGCACCUCACCCUCAUUCCAGGCAUGGUGGAACCCCCAAAGAUCGUUCGAGCAAUGACCUCGAGAUUAUAUAUUCUGCCGGUAUAGGGUGGUACAGGGUUAUUCCCCUUGAAUUUGUUCACGGUACUGUAUGUUUUAACAAAUCACAUUGAACUCGUAAUUCUUUACAAAAAACGCUCGUAUUUAUCGAUAAAGAAUAGCGGAAAAAUUUAACGAAACAAACUCGCGCGAUUAAACAUAGAUUAUUUAAUAUCAAGAGGAAAGAAAAAUUAUUCUUUUAAUUUUAAACGAUUUCGUGGAAGGAACGAAGUCGUUUUAUUCUUAGUAUUUGAGAGCUUCAAUUAUAACGAACAGCGAGGAUUCAACGUUUCGCCCCGAUAUCGAUUAACCGAGUUUUCAACAAGGACGAUAGAAAAUAAUUUGUUUCAUUCAAAUAUUUGAUGAUCCUUCUUGCAUACGACUGGUCUGCAUAGGCUUUGCAUAAUAAUUCUACGUCAAAGGGGGGUAAAUUGGCACUGGUUAUAGUUUUCGUAGCGGAUGGCAUUUAUAAGCCCUGCUAGCUACAUUUACCACAUACCGGAUCAAUAAGUACUCUUCUUGUUUCACAGGAACUGUUUUCUCCUACACAUUGCAAUGAUCUCAGAUUUUCUUCAAGUACUACGACGAUCAUUAACAUUAUAUUUAACCACGUGUACAGAAAUUCUGUUUGUAAAUCAUGGGGUCAAUUGUGUACCAAUAUAACAUACAUUUGGGGUGAUUAUAGGAGGGAGUGAAGAUUAUAUGGGUAUUAAACCGGCACGUUAGCUUUGAAUUGUUUCGCAUUACUGUAAACUAUUAGUCUACAUUGUAAGAAUCUAUUAUGCGUCCGGCAGCAAUAGAAUUAUUUUUAUUUCAGGAUCAGGUGUCACGCGUUUCCAUGGCUUUAUCGAGGGAAGUUAUUCUUUCAUUAACCGGGCUAUAUUUAUAACAAUUAGCGGUCAGCGGUGCGAAGGAUCGAUACGUUCGUUACGUGACGCUUUAUCAAUGGAAAGGACCUCGAAGGGAGGUGUUGGAAAAAAAGUGGAGUCUAGGGGAAAGAUGAAACCUGUUCGUACGAGCAACGGAAUGUCUGAGUGGCUGCCGUCCUCCUCUCAUCUCCGUGCAAUUCCACGGGUAGUAGAACGAACGAGUCGACCAGGUGAGAUCGUUCAUUCUCUGCAAGGGACAUUUUUGUCCGAACCUCGGUGCUGGAUGGCGGGACGGUGGUCGGGGCUAGCGGAAAAAACGGAUGGAAAACGGAAGGGCGAGACGAAGAGUAUCAUGAAAUGAAAAAAAAAAACAAAAAACGAGAGAACACGUUUAUAACUGGACAGAGUUGAAUGCAUAUGAAAUCGUGUUAAUCGUGUUACCAUUGGAUGCAGAUCGAAUAUUUAUUAGAUGUUACGUAUGGAAAGAUAAAUGUGUAAGAUUAGAAAGAACACGGGUGAAGACUGAAAAAGAGAGAAAGAAAGAGAUAGAGAGAACUCGUAGGAGGUUGUGGAGGAUGUCGAGAAAUGAAGGCCAACGGCCUUGACCUUGUCCGUGACUUCGUAGUGAAUGAGAAGGAAAGAGAGGGAAUGAUACAAGAAAAGACAUCGGUCAAAACAAAGUGGCCUGCUUUCUUCUUUCGUCUCGUGCGUGGUCGCGACAGGCAAAUCCAGGUAAACGGCCAGUCGAUGUUAAUGACUAAGUCACUAGGACCCCUUAGCUAGGGGCUUUGGGUGAUGGCUCAGGUAGAAGCGACCGGGCCAACGUUCCACCGUAACAGGAAAUGUAAGGAAUUGCUUCAGACUUCUGUUUGGGUAAUGACGAAGUUCAAUUAGGUGGAAAUACACUUAUAAGUCGUUACGGGUUUAUCGAAUUAUGCGUCACUGUUGUAGACACUGACCGUGUAAGUAACAGCUUUGGUAUUAUCUCGGGACAGGGAAAGAUGUAUUCUUAAAGUUUCCUCUUCUUUUGGAAGCUUAUGAUUUGGAAAAUUUAUUUUAUUUAGAUAUGGAAGUUAAAGGACAGAUUUAUUACUCACUGUGAGUAAUAAUGGUGGAUAAACUUUACAGUAAUUAGCAGGACAUGAGUCAUUUCCUUAUGAUAUUAUUUAUAUUAGUCAGAGAUCUCCGUAUCAUAGCUGCCAUUUUGGUACUCUUGUUUUAACACUAUUCUUCUAUCAAACAUACAUUUCAUGAACAUUAAUCCGAACAAGAUCAGAAAGGUAUUUAUGUUCAUUUUUAAAGCUCUUUUCAAGGUUUUUACGUAGUAAAACCACAUGACCAGACAUCUGUUCGUAAAGUCAAUAUUGCUAUUAUCGAAAGUAAUGUUUCGAUAAUACUGUACCUUUUUGCGAUUGUAGAUAAGUUUGACGUAUAAUUAUGAAUACUUUAUUGCUUACAAUGUAUCAUUUCUAAAUUCUACACUUUCAUUCAACUUACAAGUACAAGUACGUAAAAGUACAUUAUUAACCAAUUUGUAUUAUUAAUUUAUCGUUGAAGAUAAGAGGCCAUUGUUCGCAAAGAAAAAAAAUAUAAAAAUAAGAAUGAAUAAGGUGAAUGCAAAUUUCCCAAUCCCUACGCCACUGGGCAAGCAUCUAUGGUUGCAUAUGUUGAGGGCAUCAUUUGUGGCCAGUGCACUAUAGCCAAUAGGCGGCAACAAGAAGAAAUUUGGAUGAAUAAUAUGCAUAAUUGGAUAGACCCUAUUCUGUGCUGGUCACUUUGUCAACGCUAAAUUACACGAUAUCGCGUGCUCGAUGCUGAAACAUUGCAGCAUAUAGCGAACGAGGUAACUCUGGUCCAAUGGCAAAUAAGCAUUUAACUUAUAAUACCGAAUAGUAAAAAAUGAUGUCUAUAAGAGGCAUAGGAAAUUGUUGCAUACGAGCAAAUUUGGAUAAUGAUACAUUUGGUGAAUGAAAAGUGUCGAUGACCGCGAAGAAAAUGACGAAGAUUUUCCUGUUAAGAAGGGAAAAAAACGACAGGAAAAUCUCGUCUCCUGACCUCGAGGGAGUAGGAGAAGUGAGUGAGGUCGUUCCACGAUCGAUAACGCGAGUCUCUCGCGAGAAGGUGCGAAAGAACUUCGUCUGGUACCUAACGUAAAGGGCCGAAAGAAUCGAUCUCGGUUUCUAUGAAGAAGAAAGAGAGAUUUUUGAUAUCUACCGGUUUCUCCUUUGGUUAAUGGUCGAAUGAACAAGACGAGACUUUGUAGACGUAUACAUAUAUUUCAGGUAGGAUUUCUACAUAAGAGGGCAUAUGGUACACAGGUUUAUUGUCGUAUCGCAAACGGUCGCGUAUACGGGGGUGAGUGUACCACCCGCCACUGUCUGUCGUCCGUUUUUUCCUCUCUUUUCUUUUUUCAUUCUCUUCCCUCGUAUCGUCCUUCAUUUUUGUUCUUCGUCAGUCAAGUAACGCUGUUGGUAACUGGUCUCUGUCGUGCUCGUUGCUCGUUCAUUCGCAUGCCUGCCAACUGCGCGACGCCGAAACUUGUCGAGAAAACCGCGGUGAUCAUAGCCCUCUCUCCUCUACGUCAUUCGUUUAGGCAGUAAGGUUUCGGUCUUUGUUCGACAAGCUGUAGGUAGGUUAGUUAUCUCUUUGUUACUCUUAGGAAACUCUGUAAGAUAUCGUGGUAAUAUUGUGAUACGGGUGAGUGUGUGUUGAGUGGCGGUCGUGCAGACAGGUGCGGCCGCUGGAGCCCCACCGUUGGUGGUGGUGCUAGCAGCGCCUCCACGCGGCGAAUCAUCUUAGUUUCGGGCAAGAUGGGCGAACCUCGCCGGGCAGUAGCUUAGACUCUACCUACAAGACAACACAUACACUAAAUGUUUCCUAACAACAAGUAACAAUUAAUUGUACAUUUAUUUUAUUUAAGGGAACAUAAACUCUAUUUUUGUAACAUGCUGUAUUAGUAGUGCUCUGUGGAAUUUGUACGAUAGUUAAAAAAAAAAAAAAAA